Messenger RNA from Coffea eugenioides, 3987 nucleotides. Its product is annotated as pentatricopeptide repeat-containing protein At4g01400, mitochondrial-like. The record is from RefSeq and is a predicted model, not a curated record. Gene Ontology annotation, molecular function: protein binding. NCBI's taxonomy places the organism in Eukaryota, Viridiplantae, Streptophyta, Magnoliopsida, Gentianales, Rubiaceae. The transcript has a single exon. Bases 1729 to 3150 code for a protein of 473 amino acids.
UUUUCUUCUUCUUCUCCGCUGUUCCCCUGUUUUCCACUUGUCCUUCUCUUCUUUCGUUUUGUCCGCCGCCGCCAACCUCGUGUUCACCAGCUCCACCUCCGCCUCGAUAGCACCGCGCGCCGCCUGAAGCUCGCCGCAGUUGCUGCUCGUCUCCUCGCGCGACACGAGCUGCGAGCACCGCCGCCCCAGCUCACUUUUCUCCUUCCCUCUCUCCACUUUACCCACAGCCCACGGCCGUGCCUGCCUCCCUACUGCGCGCCUCCACCUCAGCUCGUCCGCCACCAGAUCGUGCGACCAUCACCAGCUCUCGGCCAGGUCGCACGCCACCAGCGCGCGAGCUCGCGCUCUACCAGCCGCGCACGCCGCCGCCCCUGUUCUCCCUUCGCGACGCCACCAGCAGCCGCGGAGCUACCCGCCGUUCCCCUCACUCUCCCUUUCGAGCUCGCGCUCUACCAGCCGCCGCUGCUCACGCCACCCACAGUCACGCCCUUCCCACCUGUCAAAAUUGACAGGUGGAGGUAUUGAAUCUUCAACCUCGAUUAGUAUUUUUCUGGUUCUUCUAUUGCUGGAAUUUGAGUUUUUGUGUUUGGGUUUCUUGAUGGAUAAAAGAAGGUGUUGAUUUGGGCAUUUUCUAGGGUAAAUUUUGGACAGAUUUGAGUUUAAUUGCUGCCAUAUGUGGGGAUAUUUUCUGAUAUUUAUUGAAUUGUUGGCCGUUUGAUUUAAUUCCUCCCUGUGUAUACACCAGUGGUACUGGUUGUGGUGUUACUUUACAAUUCUUAAAUUUUCUCAAAUUCUAAUCGGUGGUUGCUGGAAUUGCCUGUUUGCUGGGAUUCUUAAAAUUCUUAAGGUUUGGUCGCUUGAAGUGGGUAAUUGAAUGUCCAAUUGGUGACAUUUGUUGAGUUUCACUUGCUCCAAUUGGUUGAAUUCUUUGCUCUGUUGGGGUCCCUGUUGGUAUCACUUGAGUUCUGCUUUGUUAGUUUCUGUAUCGUGCCCCUUGAUCUUAUUUUGACUGAAUUGGAGACCCAGUGCAUAUUCAUUCAAUUUGCUAUGUUGCUAGGGUACUUUUCUAGCCUUUGGGGUGCCUCGGUUGUGCAUUUUAUUAAAUUGGGUUGGCCAUGUGGUUCCCUUCUUUCCUGUGCAUGCACCAGUGGUACCGGUUGUGCUAAUUUGCUUGCCAUUUCUUAUAUCGAUAUGAUUGAGCAUCUGUGACUGAGUACCCUUCGAUCUUGCUGCUUUGUUGGGAUCGUUUGUGGUGUCAAUUGAGUAUCAUUUGGUACUUUCUGCCUGGAGUCUAUUGAGCUGCCUUUGGUUGGGGUUUAUUGCAUUUAAUUGGUGCAUUGGACGGCUCUUGUGCCAUUUCCGUUGCUUAUUGCAGUAGGUUGCCUCUAUUUGCCUUGUGUGGGAGUAUUUUGUCCUUUUCAGUUCAAUUGCUAAGCUCAUUGGAGCACUUGCAGUGAUUUUGAGUUGCAUUAUUUCUGCAUUAAUCUUAAAUUGUUCAAUUCCUACGUCCAUUGGCGAGUUAAAGAACUUUCAUGGAAUUGGAGUCUUAAGUGUUUGACGAUCGAUGUAAUUUCACUUUGACGAUCGAUGUAAUUUCAUCAGCUGAAUGCUCAGGAAGUAACACGGAUAUGAAUUAAUAGAAAUUAUUAUGAUCUACUGGAUACUAUAUAACCUGUAUCCCAAGAUUCCCCACUUUCCUUUCUGCAAAAUCUAUAGAUAUUUGGGAGAAUGAAUCUUCUUCCUCUUCGCAACUGCAGCAACUUAAUCUAUCCAAUCACCAGUCUUUCUUCUCUUUACCUUCCAUUCUUUGCCUCCUAUAGUACAAAAGAGUUUCAUACACAACAAGAGCUAGAGAAACAAGCUGAAGAACAGCAGAGAGAAGACGGGCAACAACUGAAGCAAGAAGCUUCACUUGUGUCCCCAGCCAGAAUUCAGAAGCUAAUAGCUUCCCAGUCAGACCCUCUUCUUGCUAAAGAAAUCUUCGACUUAGCUUCUCGUCAGCCCAAUUUUCAUCACUCGUACGCGGCAUGGCAUGUCCUCAUCCUCAAACUCGGCCGCUCUGGCCACUUCUCUCUCAUGCAGUCCCUUCUCUCCUCCUUCAAAUCUCAGAAUUAUUCCAUUUCUCCUUCUCUCUUCUCCCAAAUUAUCAAAAUUUAUGGUGAUGCUGGGCUGCCUGACGAAGCCCUGAAAGCAUUUUACUUGAUUCUCAAGUUUAAUAUCAAGCCUCUUCCCAAACACCUCAAUCGCAUUCUUGAAAUUCUUGUCACUCGCCGUAACUUCCUCAGCCCUGCUUUGGACCUGUUUAAAUCUGCUCAGAGAUACGGGGUCUCUCCAGAUACCAAGUCUUACAACAUUUUGAUGCGUGCUUUUUGCCUGAAUGAUGACUUGAGUGUUGCAUAUUCCCUGUUCAAUCAAAUGUCCAAAAGAGAUGUUGUUCCUGAUGUAGAGUCAUAUAGGAUUUUGAUUCAGGGGUUCUGUAGGAAGAGUCAGGUUAAUAAGGCUGUUGAAUUAUUGGAAGAUAUGUUGAACAAAGGAUUUGUUCCUGAUGCUCUAAGCUAUUCUACUCUUUUGAAUAGUUUGUGCAGGAAACAGAUGCUCAAGGAGGCUUAUAAGCUUCUAUGCAGAAUGAAAAUUAAGGGAUGCGAUCCUGAUCUUGUUCAUUACAAUACUAUUGUUUUGGGGUUUUGUAGGGAAGGCCGUGCUUUUGAUGCUUGUAAGGUUCUUGAAGAUAUGCGAUCCAAUGGGUGCUUACCAAAUUGGGUGUCUUACCGAACAUUAGUUGGGGGGUUAUGCAGUCAGGGCUUGUAUGAUGAGGCCAAAUCAUAUAUGGGGGAGAUGUUUUUGCAGGGAUUUUCUCCACAUUACUCAAUAGUACAUUUGUUAGUUAAGGGAUUUUGUAAUAUAGGCAAGUUUGAGGAAGCUUGUGCAGUUUUGGAGGAGGUAUUGAGGCAUGGGGUAGCUCCACAUAUAGACACUUGGAUGGAAAUGUUACCUAGAAUUGCUGAGGUGGAUGACCCUCAAAGUAUGGGCAAUACCUUGAAUCAAGUUUUGAAGAUGGAGAUAAAACCUGACACAAGACUUGUCGAUGCUGGUGCUGCUCUGGGUGAAUACCUGGUUAAGAAAAUAGGACAUCGAUCAACCAAGAUAUGAUCUUCUUCUUCAGAAUCAAUGGAUUGAUCAAAAUGUGUCAACUGAACAUGAGGAAAGCUGCAGUUUUUCGUCACGGAUGAGUACCUAUUACAACUCAGCGCUGUCAUUUUGUUAUCUGAGUGUACCAUGAUAACUACAAUUUGUGGUUGGUGGGCUAUUGCUUUUUCCCAAUGUGCCCAUUAUGAUCUAAUGGAGGGUGGUAUUUCCACGACCAGAAGCCUAGGAGCCUCAGUGCUGCAAUUGCCGUUGACAGACAUGCUAGUACAUCAUCAGUUGUUGCGAUUGCAGGAUUUCGCAGAUAUUGGAAGAGAUUAAGCAACUGCCUCUGGAAUUGUUGUUCAAGGAAUGUGAUGCUUCAUUACCAGCAAAGCCUAAUAGCACAACUGCUUACGUCUGUUAUAGGGAGCGAUAGCAGCUGCUACAUGGGAAUGCUUCUUUCCAAAUAGCCUGCUAUGAGCUUAGUUCUGUCAAAUAAAUUCAACGUAUCUUGAGUGCAUGGCCAUUUUCAUGACCUGCAUGGAAUCUAUUUUGGUGUCCAACAAAGAAGAGGACUAAGAACUAUGGGUGGUCAAAACCCAGGAAAAAGGAAGCAGAGCAAAGGUCGGAAGGGCGCACUACUUGAUGAACACUUUUUGGCUUCCCAUCUUGCAUUUUUCCUUCGAGAUUAAUUUUGAUUUGCCUUUUGUUUCCUUUUUAAGACGAUACGGACCCUUAUCAUGAGGACACCAAGACUAUAAUAUGAUCUUGGUAAUUUUACUUCAGAACUACUUUCCUUCACCUAGAAUUUAUAUGGAUGAUUUAGCUUUGCCAAUAUCAGAUAGUAGGUCAAUUUUAAUC